AUGCAAUUAAAACCUACCUUAAAUCAAGCUCAAAAUUUAUCAAAACAUAUUGAUGAAUGAAAUUAAAACAAUCGAACAUGUUUCAAGUUUUCAUUACACUACCAGAUGCUCAGACAAAAAGAAAAACCUCGAUGCUGAAGGUAAAAAUAAAGAAAAAAAUACUGAAAGUUCUACAGAGGAAACGUUCAGCAAAGAAAAAAGUGAACCAAUAGAAACAAAUCAAGUGUUAAAAAAAUCUGCUGUAGUUAGAAAACAACGUAAAACUUGGGAACAAUGGAGUGCAGAAGAAACAAAUUUAUUCUUUGAAGCAUUGUCAAUACAUGGAAAAAACUUUGAUCUCAUUUGGAAAUAUAUCGGCACUAAAUUGGGCAAAAAUAUGACAAGAAAUAAAGAGCAAAUUAGACAUUUUUAUUAUAGGACAUGGGCUAAGAUGUCUCAAUAUAUCAAAUACAAAAAUGAGGCACAAAAAAAUUCUGCUAAGAAAAAUCACAUUGAACUUUAUUGCCUGCUCAGUUAUGGAGAAAUUAGGAAAAAGUUUAAUGCAGUUUUAGAUGAUGACAAGAAAUUUAGAAGGAGAAUAAAGGAACAUCUUACUCACCUUAUUUUUAAUGGGUCAAGUUGGGCCAAAUUCAAAGAUAGAAAAAUACGAAUCAAGCUGCCCGCAUGUGAAGCCCUGAAAAAUAUAAACAUUAACAAUAACGCCAUCGCUUCCACAUCAAUCCUGGACUCCAACUCUAGUACCAUAAUUUCCGCCGAUCACAGAAACAGUCAUCAUUUGAAUAAUGGCGUUCAAAACGGCGAUAAAACUCAUACAUCGGAUCCCUUGUUCCCUCGGAAGGAUUUAAAUCUCGCCAACAUGCCAUCUAUCUUAUCUACCGUCAAUUCUCUCAAUAAAAUGUCUUCUAAUAUCGAUAGCGCUAACACUGUCCACCACAACAAUCACGCCAAUCGUAUGAAUGAAUCUUUAUUAAAGCCCACCUCUAUUUCGGUUCUUUUGACUCCUCGAGGGGGGAAAGAAUGGAUAUUCGUACAAGCCCUGGCGCAGAAUCCCAGGGUUAAAAUCAAGGUGUUACCCGGAACAAGGCUGGAAGAAAUCUCGCGUAUACUAUUCAAUAAAUGGGGGCACACGGACACCGCGCGAUGCUUUUCCGCCUACAAAGAUUUGCUGACAAACAAUGAACGCCUCACCGCGUUCAUUCGAAACGAAAAAAGCUCCGAUCCCGCCCUCAAUGAGGGCGUCGACUUUUUCGCGAAGUUAGCCCAGGAAAAUGAAAACAACCCUUUCCCUUCUCCCGGUUCGAGAGGCGCGAACGCGAUCAACAAAACGCCGAAAAUUGGCGAGAGUAUUCACAAGAUCCAUCUCAGGCUGCCUAACGAGCUCCUAGAUUCCUUGACCCAACUCACGAACGUCUUAGCCAAGAAUAAUUGUACCAAAAAUAUUACCGCCAAUAAUUGUCACCACGAUGGAGUCCUCGAAAACAUCGCAACUUGCGAGUGUUGCGCUUAUAAGGUCCGCUUUGAUUUGAGGAAUCUAUUUGCCGCCAAAAACUUGUACAAAAAAACGGUCGGCGAACUUUAUUCGGCCUUCGGCCGUCCAUCUAAAAUUCAUUUGCAAUACGAAAUCGAGAAAUAUGCGCCAUCUACUUCCGUUGACGUUGAACACCCAACCGAAUCCUCUCCGAGUUACCACGAUAAAGAUAAGCGCCUGUUUAGGAGUUUGUUCGAUCUAGCGUUGGCAGAAUCCUGCAUGACUAAAACAUCGACUCAUAGCCAUCCAUCUUGCGCCUAUUUCAAACAUGUCGAAACUCAGGAAAUUUCGGAAAGCAACCAUAGCACCGACACUUCCAACACUGAUAAUCUCAUUUCUUCCGCAAAUCUAAUCGAUCCAACGCAUUUAACGUUAGAAUCUGAGGUAAAAGCCUCGAAAAAACAGCAACUUCCCCUCCCGCAACAACCCCCUAGAACAUUAUUGCCUAAGCCUAAACACGCCCACUUUGUCCUGAUCGAUAAUUAUAUCAACCCAUCGUCCCUGAUCCUGAAUCACCAGAACGUCGUCACUAAUUUCGGCCAAAGCGGGUCGCCUUUCGCCGUGCAAUCUAACAACGUGAACCUUAUAGAAGAAAUCGUCGCUAAUCGAAGCGGUUACCUCAAUAGCGUCAACAGUAUAGGAGGCUACAUCAAUACUGUCAGCCCGCAUUCCGUGGCUAAUCUGGUGUCACCAAGUUUUCAAGUUCCUCAAUACCGACCUAGACGUUACAGGGCAAGACUCAGGCGCUCGGCACCUUUCACGGAUCGAGCUCAAAUCCCUUUAAUACCUAGAAUCAUUCCUCUCUCCGCUAACGCCCCUCAAUCAUACGCCUCAUCAAGCGAACCUCUCAAACUGAUCUACACUACCAACGACCGAUUCCUGCAAUUAUCCGAAAUGAUAUCGUCGAAACAAGCCCCUUCACCCGGAUCGUGCGGACAGAUGUCCACUCUAAAUGAGGACAUUUUUAGAGCAAACAAUUUUUGCAUGCUCCCCGAUCCUUCCCUUUUGCAAAACGAGAAUCGCCCGCUCGCUAUGUCAACCCCCACCUACACCGGAAGCAAUGACGAUGAUGACGCGAAGAGCUUUACACGAAAUUCGCCUUACACGAUGUCAACCGCUGGCGACAUUCCUCUAGUAGAUUUGAAUAGAUUCAUUGGAGGAACGAACCACGAAGAUAGGCUCGUCAGCGGGAACGCUUCGAUGACGCCGGUAGCCAAUAAAACUGACAAGCUUAUAGAUAUGGCGCUAGGGGAUGUUUCAUGGCUGUCUUCUCAUAUGAAUAAUUACCAAAUGGACGAUAAUUUCCUCAUGAAUACGAAUGACUUUUUAAUCUCCGAGGAAUCAAUAACCAAUAAUAACAUGAUGUCCAUCAUGCGCGUAAAUAACAAUUCCGUGAAUAGCAGCAGUGCAAAUGCGAUAAAUACUUCCUUGAAUAAUAUGCUCGAUGACGCGAAUAUCAUUCAUAUUAGUUCGAACGAGACCCUCAUUCCUUCUACCAGUUUUAAUUUUGGCCAAGUCACGUGCAAGAUGGUGUGCCCCGUGACCCUCACACAUGACGAUUACAAGCAUUUCGGGAUCAAAAAUGACGCGCAUGCUCACGACCAGAACAGCAAUACGUUUAGUUCGUUGUACUUAAAUAACGAUAACUCUUUGCUAAAUUAUUGCGAGCAAAGCAAUCUUUCCUUCGCCACUUUGCUAGAAAACAACGCUAUCUCCAAGCAUCCGGUUUCCGAAGAUUCGGAAUUCUUAUCUUCCAUCCAACUUCAAAAUAUAGACAGUCCGAGCUUUAAAGGUCUGAUACAUCCCCAUUCCAAUAGCAACGCGACUGUGGACGAAGAUGCACACCUGUCAUCAAAAAUCAAAGCGGAUACUCAUUUUCCCGAUUCAUUUUUAUGAAAGCAAAACUUUUAAAAAAAUAAUAGUCAACAGAAAUGAUGUACUACCCCCCCCCCCGUCCCCUCUCCCCUUCCUCUAGAAAAUUUUAUAACGAACAUUUUUGUUACGAUCGCAAAAAAAAAUUACGUUAAUUACUUCGAUUUACAAUAUAUUAUUUAUAUUUUUUUUUAAACAACGAAUACAGUUAUAUAUUUAUAACUAUUACUUACAAAAAAGUAGAGUAGAAAUAUUAGCUUUGAACAUGGAAGGGUGAAAUAAAUUUGAAAGAUCUCGUUCCUAACAA
Molecule: messenger RNA, 3707 nt
Organism: Gordionus sp. m RMFG-2023
Lineage: Eukaryota; Metazoa; Nematomorpha; Gordioida; Chordodea; Parachordodidae
Exons: 17
Coding region: 53-3424 (1123 amino acids)
Biological process (GO): pattern specification process
Cellular component (GO): nucleus
Molecular function (GO): chromatin binding
Source: RefSeq, a predicted model, not a curated record